Messenger RNA from Lepisosteus oculatus (spotted gar), 4794 nucleotides. RefSeq names its product syntaxin 2b (gene stx2b). The record is from RefSeq and is a predicted model, not a curated record. Lineage: Eukaryota; Metazoa; Chordata; Actinopteri; Semionotiformes; Lepisosteidae. Gene Ontology annotation, biological process: synaptic vesicle fusion to presynaptic active zone membrane; exocytosis; intracellular protein transport. Gene Ontology annotation, molecular function: SNARE binding; SNAP receptor activity. Gene Ontology annotation, cellular component: SNARE complex; plasma membrane; presynaptic active zone membrane.
ACGUGCAGCCGGGGAGGCGUGCGUGCGGGUGCGCGAUCGUGCCCGCGCACAGAGGCGUUUCCAGGCGAUUUCUGCAGUUGUAGUUAAAAGGAGUUUGAGAGACGCCGCCUGAGGAAACGCUGGAGAAGUUGCGGUUUGAAGUUUGGUUUCGGCGUCAAACAAACAAACAAAAAAACCCAAACAUAACAGACAUCGCCGGGUAGUUCUUGGCUUUGGACGUUUCCUUCGCCUUUCGGGAUCCUGGGUGCCAGUGCCCUGGGGGUGUACAUGUGUGUGUUUUUGGUCACUUGUGCUGAAACAGUUGUGUGAUGAGGGACAGGUUGGCCGACCUGACAGCCAGCAGCAAAUAUGAAGAUGCUGAAUGUAGUGUUGCCAUUGAAAGAGAUGCGCAUAUGGAUAGCUUCUUUAAGAAGGUCGAGGAGGUUCGGUCAACUAUAGAUAAAAUUUCCAAUGAAGUAGAAGAAGUGAAGAAGAAACACAGUAUCAUCCUGUCUGCCCCCAAUCCCGAGGACAAGACUAAAGAAGAACUUGAGCAGCUUACCAUCGAAAUCAAGAAAAAUGCCAAUGCUGUUCGAGCCAGGUUAAAAUCAAUGGAACAAAACCUAGACCAGGAUGAUAAUGCAAACCGAUCAUCAGUGAACUACAGGAUACAGAAAACCCAGCACACCAUAUUAUCCCGGAAGUUUGUGGAGGUCAUGACACAAUACAACGAUACUCAAGUAUCAUUUCGGGAGAGAAGUAAAGGGCGAAUACAGAGACAGCUGGAGAUAACUGGAAAAGUUACAACAAGUGACGAACUGGAAGACAUGUUGGAAAGUGGGAAUCCUGCUAUUUUUACAUCUGAUAUCAUAUCAGACUCCCAGAUCACUCGCCAGGCUUUAAAUGAAAUUGAAUCCCGACACCAAGACAUCAUGAAACUGGAAUGCAGCAUUCGGGAACUGCAUGAGAUAUUUACGGACAUGGCAAUGAUAGUGGAGACACAGGGGGAAAUGAUAAACAACAUAGAAAAAAAUGUAACUAAUGCAGCUGAAUAUGUAGGUCGUGCCAAAGAAGAGACUAAAAAAGCUGUGAAGUACCAAAGUAAAGCACGACGGAAACAGUUUAUUUUAGCUAUAUGUGUAGCUGUGGCCCUCCUCAUUCUAGCUAUUAUCUUAGGAACGACCUUGUCAUAAUACCUGCCCUCCCAAUGGCCAUGGAGGGACAUCUCUCAAGCUACACAAGCGAAGAGCUUCUCUCAAGACUCUGAAACGAAAGCAAAGGUUCUUGAGAAGCUGUCCGAUGUUGAGCUUCGCCUGCUUUGCUCAGCAGCAUUAUUUCAAGUCUCGAGCAGGGAACUUGCACUCCGAGCAAAGGAUUUGUAUCCCAGCAGAAGCGAUCGGUUUUCCUGUGGAGCACUUGCCUCUCUUCUUUAUUUCAGUCAUCUGAGCAACUGCCGUCAACCCUUUCUGGGCCUGUAGAAGAUAGCAGAGCUUUCGUUGUCACAUUCCGUUACCUCGGGCUUCGUUUUCUCACUCCAGCUGUUCCAUUGUCUCUGUUGGCCUUGGCUAAACAGUGUCAUUCUAUGUAGUGAUAAAAAGAGGUUCUGUUCUUACAGCGGUUCAGACUCUACUCUCGCACACCAGCCCUUCACCCCUCUUUUUAAAAUUGAUCACUUCCGUUUUGGGAUACCUAAUCUUUUACAAGGUUUGCACCUGUUGCACACUUAAUGUUUUUUUUUUUAAGUUCAGUUUCAUAGCGAUGAUUUCCUUUACCUUAGAAGUUGUGCCUCUCUUACAGAAGAUGAUAUGAAUGUAAUUCUUUUUAUUAGAACUCCACUGCAGAAAACACUCCCCCUGAAGCAGAAAUGUAUAAUACAGAGAACCUGCUAAAUGAUCUCCUGCUUACCAAGCCAUAUUUUAGAACAUUACAUCUAUUAACCAGAAGGUGUAAGCUGAAAAAAAUAGAUGUUUUGUAUUAAAUAUUUUAUGUAGCUCCUGAUGUUUUUAAACCUAUAAAUAGCUAUAACUUUGCACAGUACAGGUGUUUUUUAUUGUUUUACUAAGCCUUAAUAUUGAUAACUGUGAUUAUGAUCAUAAAAUGCCUGAGAAGUGACUGAUGAAUGUGGGGUUAGAGAAAAGCACUGUGCAAUAUUUGUACAGUAAAGCAAUAUAAUUUAUGAAGUAGUCUUUUUUACACUUUUUUUUUUUACAUUGUAACAUGAAACAAAUCAAAAUUCCUCACUGUGUAUUAGAUUGUUUGGUUGUUAUAUAGACAAGUAGAAGUAUCAUAUUAAAAGUUUUACAAAUGACAAAUCCAUGAAAGUUUUUUACCAAAAAAUAUUUUUCUCUUGAAAUUCUGUGGCAUAAUUUGAACUGGUUUUGCAAUUUUUAAAGAAAACAAAGAAUGCAUUCCCAGAUUUUGUAAAAGGUAUAUUUUUAAGGGAAACAUUAAUAAUCACUGUGAAUAUACAGUAUCUAAACUACCUUUGCUGUUCCUGUCCAGAGCAGUACAGAUAUAGCCAGAAUUAAUUUCUUAGAAUUGGAUUGCUUCUUUAUGUAUUGAGAUGUAUAGUUUCUUAAGCAUGCCUUUGGUUAGAUCUGCUUCUGUUUGGAAGCUGGUGUGUUUCUGUCUUAUACAAGCACCAAAGUUCUCUUUAAGGCUCUUUCAUAUAAAUCUGCAUUGGAUGAAGUCACAUUUCUGUGCAUUUGUGAAUCCAGUUAUCAAAUGUUUCUUGUUACCAAUCAAUGCUUUACAUUGUCACUUUUACUUAGUGAUACACCGUUUUAAAAUUUUGGAACAAAAAAUCACUAUGGAGACUGGAAAAAAUAAAGAUGCUUUUUUAAUAUUUGAUGUCUUAAUUUGGGAAGGGGGUUGUAGACUUUAACCUGUAGCAGGUGUUAAUGAUAUCCCAAACUGGUACAUUUUCUAAGCUUGUGUUUUUUCAACAAAACUGCCGAUUUUCACCAGGUAGCGGAACAAAAUUCAUAUUUAUUUUUCCGCCUUGCUUGUGGUUGUGUAUACUUUUGAGGUUUGGCUCAAAACCUGUGUGUGCUUCCUUAUUUGUACUCCAGAAAUACAGGGUGCUUUUUGUGUAUACUCAUACAUAUAGUCCUACCUGUCCAGAGUGAAUUUGGGAGCCUGUACCAACCCAAAUCAUGCUGGGGAAGUGGACAAAUAAGACCGAAGCUAUAUAGGCUAAAAUUGGUUAAUCAAUUUGUAUCAGUUGAUGAGCUGUAAAAGUGGAAAAUUAAGAAGGGCAGAUAUUUAUGUAUUUCUUUAAAAUUCUAAACUAUCCAUUUCUACAUUUCUCUACAUUGUCUAACUUGUUUAGACAGAAACAACUAACUGGAAUAUAUGCAAGUUUCAUUGUGAAAAUGGAGCCCUUUUGUUCUGUGUUUUAAACAAGCCAAAAAAUGAGUGUGGUUCCAACAGUCUUCUCCAGCAUAUUUUCUUCAGUCGUGUCGUGUAUUUAGAUUUUAACUUCACAUGAAAAAUAAGAUAAUCCUCUAAACAGUAUUUCAUUUGUGUCUUAAUUUUUCAUCCCUUAUGCCAUGUUUUUUGUUUGUUGUUUGCUUAAUUUCCUUUGGCCUUUUAACAGACCACGAUACAAGUUUUCUUAUUAGGGUAUACUCACACCUAAAUAAGAAGGUUUACACUUUUACAGUCUCUGGGUGUUUUAAAGAAUAGUUUAGGAGGCAGAUGGAAGAUAAGAUCAUUUCAUUCCUUUUCAACUUAAAACUGGUUUUCGGUUGGGGGUUAUUAAAGUAACCUAAAGAGGGUGGAAUGUUAUCUUAAUAGUUCUGUUACAAGGUUAUUUAAACCUUUGGCAGACUGUGCAAAAUGCUUUCCAUAACAUUCUCAAGGAUGUGUGUGUGAGCUGUACAGUGUGAAUCUGUUGUUGCUGGAGUUCAAAUAGUAGGUAGCCUGUUGCUAAUGUUAUUACGAUCUGUGGGUUGACAGUCAUUUCUGUCGUGUACACCUGUGGUCGGAAGAUGAUUUUUUUAACUGCUGCUAUCUAUUGUAUUUUCUCACAAUGCUGGGUCUGCCUACCUUCGACAUUCCUCAGAAUACACAUGAAAGUGUUCCUUUGUCUACUGUGUCAAAGUCUUUGUGCUCUUAGCCUUUCUGAUGAAUGUCUUUUAUUUUUCUACAUGUUGUCUGAUUUAAUUCAUGAAAUGCAACUCAAGGUGGAAAUGUUUCAAGUUUCUAGGUUACAUUUACUAUAGUAUACCCUGGGUUACUUGCAGGGUCCAGUACAGUAAAGAGCACAGAAAAUGGAAUGUACCCAUAGGACAAAAUAAAUCACACAAAGUAAAGUGGUUGGUAAAAAUGUGAAACUUCUACGGAUAUCGGUAAAUUAACAUGAUGGUUGCCAUUGUUGUACCGUGAGUUUAUUUCCACUUACAGGUUUGUAAUCUUGUGUAGAUGUUGUUUCGACCUUCUCCCUUUAUAUAUACACUGGUUUUCUUCUUCAUUUGUAUCUGCAACAGAAAAGAUAGUCAUGGGUGCAUGUGCCUUUUCUAAAACAAUUAUUUGUGCAAUGUUCUUGUUUGUGUAAUAUGCUAAACUCCUUUUAUUAUAGUCUCAUCAUAAUUCACAGUGUGACUUGUUAUAGUCUAGUGCUGCAGUACAUAACUAUUUUAAACCCAUGUCUCUUCUUGGUCCUUCUACCAGAGUAUAAAAUUAAUACUAUUAUUAAUAAUUGAGCCUGUUAUUGUACCCAGUGUAAUGUAACAAUGUAUCUAUACAGUACCUUAUUACAUUGUUUUGUUAGCUAUAAAAUAGAUGUAAUAAACAAUUUUAACUGCUCAAAGA